AUGUCCCGGCUGCUGCCGCUGCUGCGGAGCCGGACGGCGCGCAGCCUGAGGCCGGGCCCGGCCGCCGCCGCCGCCGCCGCGCCCCGCCUGCCGUCCUGGUGCGGGUGCGGGCGGGGGCUGCUGGCGAUCGCCUUCCCCGGAGGCUCCCCCGGCGGCCGCCGGGCGCUGGGCACCCACCCCAAGGAGCCCAUGGAGGCGCUCAACACGGCGCAGGGCGCGCGCGACUUCAUCUACAGCCUGCACUCCACCGAGAGGAGCUGCCUGCUCAAGGAGCUGCACCGCUUCGAGUCCAUUGCCAUCGCCCAAGAAAAGUUGGAAGCUGCGCCACCCACCCGGGAGCAGCUGAGAUACGUAUUCAUCCACAAUGCGAUACCUUUCGUAGGGUUUGGCUUUUUGGAUAAUGCAAUUAUGAUUGUUGCAGGAACCCAUAUUGAGAUGUCUAUUGGAAUUAUUUUGGGAAUUUCAACUAUGGCAGCUGCUGCUUUGGGAAAUCUUGUGUCAGAUUUAGCUGGUCUUGGACUUGCAGGCUACGUCGAAGCUUUGGCUGCCAGGUUAGGCCUGUCAAUUCCUGAUCUCACACCAAAGCAAGUUGACAUGUGGCAAACGCGUGUUAGUACACAUUUGGGCAAAGCUGUUGGGGUGACUAUUGGCUGCAUUCUAGGAAUGUUUCCUUUGAUUUUCUUGGGAGUAGGUGAAGAAGAUGAAAAACUGGAAAAGAAAAAUUAA
Messenger RNA from Pipistrellus nathusii (Nathusius's pipistrelle), 726 nucleotides. The record is from the annotation of a GenBank genome assembly. Lineage: Eukaryota; Metazoa; Chordata; Mammalia; Chiroptera; Vespertilionidae.